This is a messenger RNA of Clarias gariepinus (North African catfish), 2039 nucleotides long. RefSeq names its product mitogen-activated protein kinase kinase 4a (gene map2k4a). The record is from RefSeq and is a predicted model, not a curated record. Gene Ontology annotation, molecular function: ATP binding; JUN kinase kinase activity. The transcript has 11 exons. The coding region runs from base 380 to 1489 and encodes 369 amino acids. NCBI's taxonomy places the organism in Eukaryota, Metazoa, Chordata, Actinopteri, Siluriformes, Clariidae. Gene Ontology annotation, biological process: MAPK cascade; protein phosphorylation.
UCUUAAAUAUGUCAAGAAUUAUCUCAAAUACUCAAAUAAUGACAGUAAACUCUAAUUGUAGGUAUUUUUUUAAAUAUUAGUAUUGUAAUUAUAUUAAGAAUUAAUGUAAUUAAGCAAAAUGAUUGUAAACAAAUCAAGAAUUGUCGCAUGCACCUUAAUCCUGGAUUAUCCUGCAUUCAUCGAGAUAAAUAUUGAACUCCACAGAGAGUGAGCUUAAGUGUGUCGGGAAUUAUUACACGUCUCUUAAGAAUGAUUGUAAGUAAGCACAGAAUGAAUGUUAAAGAGUUUUUGAUUUUCUGAUUUGACCUUUGAACCCAAACAUUUUUUAUUUCUCCUGUGACACUUUUUUCCUUCUCGCCUUUGAUCCCUAACGCCCCGCAUGGCCUGUUUGACGCUGAACCAUGGUAAACGUAAAGUACUGAAGUUAGACUUCGCCAAUCCGCCAAUCAAAUCAGCCACCAGGUUCAACCUCAGCACCGCGGGUCCGCCCUUCCAGAACCCUCACAUAGAACGUUUGCGCACACACAGUAUUGAAUCUUCAGGAAAAUUAAAGAUUUCUCCGGAGCAGCAUUAUGACUUCACAGCGGAGGACCUGAAGGACCUGGGGGAGAUCGGCCGAGGAGCGUACGGCUCUGUCAACAAGAUGGCGUACAAACCCAUCGGUCAGAUCAUGGCUGUAAAGAGGAUCAGGUCGACAGUGGAUGAGAAGGAGCAGAAGCAGUUGCUGAUGGACCUGGACGUGGUGAUGAGGAGCAGUGACUGUCCCUACAUCGUCCAGUUCUACGGAGCGCUCUUCAGAGAGGGCGACUGUUGGAUCUGCAUGGAGCUCAUGUCUACCUCUUUCGACAAAUUCUAUAAGUUUGUAUAUUCCACGUUGGAGGAUGUGAUCCCCGAGGAGAUCCUGGGCAAAAUUACACUAGUGACUGUGAAAGCACUUAACCACUUAAAAGAAAACUUGAAAAUAAUUCACAGAGACAUUAAGCCAUCGAACAUUCUGUUGGACCGCAGCGGGAACAUUAAGCUGUGUGACUUCGGGAUCAGCGGGCAGCUGGUGGACUCCAUCGCCAAGACGCGGGACGCAGGCUGCAGGCCGUACAUGGCACCAGAGAGAAUAGACCCCAGUGCGUCCAGACACGGUUAUGAUGUACGCUCAGACGUCUGGAGUUUGGGAAUCACACUGUACGAGCUGGCUACCGGGCGGUUUCCGUACCCGAAGUGGAACAGUGUGUUUGAUCAGCUCACGCAGGUGGUAAAGGGAGAUCCUCCACAACUCAGCAACUCAGAGGAAAGACAGUUCUCACCCAAGUUCAUCAACUUCGUCAACUUGUGCCUUACGAAGGACGAGUCGAAAAGGCCAAAGUACCGGGAACUUCUGAAACACCCGUUCAUCCUGAUGUACGAGGAGCGCUCUGUGGACGUGGCCAGUUACGUGUGCAGGAUCCUCGAGCAGAUGCCUGUGUCCCCCAGCUCGCCCAUGCACGUGGACUGAUCUUAAACACACACUCACACACACACGUGAUACACGUGGAGGACAAACACACAAACACUUGCACGCUUUCAUGUAAUACAUGCGCUUCGUCACAGAACCCUGCAGUGUUCCUCGGAAAAACACGGAGUCAGCCAUCCUCAGGGACUGAAACUGUCCCACUGUCUGUCUGUCUGUCUGUCUCACUGUCUCACCUCACAGCACCGCGCCGAUGUGCGCUCGAGGACCCCUCAUCUCUGAACAUACUGUAUAUACACCCUGCUGCUCUCUCUCUCUGUAUGUGUGUGUGUGUGUGUGUGUGUGUGAGGAGGUUUAGAGAGCGGCCGUACGGACGCCGCUGGUUUCAUCGGCUCUCUGCCUGACGAUGGCUCGACCCCAAAUGCACCCCUCCCUCACUCUCUGUACAAAGCGCACUAUCGAGGGUGUUUAGCCACGCCCCCUGCACCCUGUUUAGUGCCCUGUUUUUGUAUUUGGGAUUCAGCCCGUGAUUGUGUCCUUGAUCUGAAUAAUGAUCCAUGUCCUGAUUAUAUAAAAUGAAUAAACUGGAAAUUUA